Messenger RNA from Chara braunii, 2351 nucleotides. NCBI's taxonomy places the organism in Eukaryota, Viridiplantae, Streptophyta, Charophyceae, Charales, Characeae. The record is from the annotation of a GenBank genome assembly.
UAGUGCAGAUUGUGUACAGGGCUGUAGCUUAUGAGCGACGAGGAGGACACUAGAGAGGACGACCGGAUCUUGCAAUCGACAAGGCGCCCAAUAGCCCAUUUGGCAUUAGGUCCAAAGGGUGGCAGAUAUUUGUUCCGUCGGCGUAGAGAGAGGUUGCAGGAGCAGAGGAGGGCUAGAGCAGCAGAGGCUAGCCGGGCACUUGUGAGUGAAGCCGCAGCUUCAGAAGCUAUGGCUACUUCUGCGCAGCAGACUACUCAGGCCAGUAGUUCAGGAUCUGUCGGGUCAACGGUCGCGCAGACCCAGAGUCAGUCCACUGGCGUAAUGGCAAGCCAACCUAUAGUGUUGACCUCCGACGAGAUUGCCAUACAACAAGCAGCAUUGCAGGAGGCACAACUACUGAAGGCGAUAGGAGAUAUAAAAGCGGAGAAAGAAAGAAUGAUUAGAAGAAGAGCCAGGAUGCAACGGAGACAAGCGGACGUUAGUGAGUUAGAGGAGAUGGACUUGACGCUUGUGACUGAUGAGUUUGUCAUCGUGUACCUCGAUGACAUACUUAUUUUUAGUAAGACUGUCGAGGAGCACGUUGCACAUCUGGACAAAGUCCUCAGUCUCCUGCGACAGCACAAGUUCAAGAUCAACGGUGAGAAGUGUGAGUUUGGCCGCACCCGUGUCUUGUACUUGGGUCAUGAGAUUUUCGCGGAAGGGUUGAAGCCCGAUGACGCGAAGGUGGCCAGCAUUCGUGACUGGCCGCGUCCUCAGUCUGUGACUGAGAUAAGAUCAUUCUUAGGGAUGACCGACUACUAUCGCAAUUUCGUGGAGAACUAUAGCAUAGUUGUCGCCCCUUUGACUGAUCUGACCCGCCUUGACACCCCAUGGGAGUGGACUGAGAGAUGCAAGGUUGUCUUCAGACAUCUGAAGGAUGCGUUGACGCAUUACGAAGUCUUGAAACUUCCUGAUCCUGACAAACCAUUUAUAGUGACUAUGAAUGCUAGCCAAUAUGGCAUAGGCGCCGUACUUGCACAACAGGGGGGGGGAAAGUUGAGGCCUGUAGAGUACAUGUCCAAAAAGAUGCCCUCUCAGAAGUUGGCAAAGUUCACCUAUGAGAAGGAACUCUAUGCGGUGUACAAGGCUCUGACCCAUUGGAGACACUAUCUCCUUGGGGGGUUCUUCAUCCUCAGGACUGAUCAUAAGACCUUGAGAUGGAUGAGAACUCAGCCGGUACUCUCUGGCGCUUUCAAGCGUUGGAUCGAAGUCAUAGAGCAGUAUGACUUCGAGCCCCAGUACAUCAAGGGCAAGUACAACAAGGUUGUUGAUGCCCUGUCGCGUAGACCUGAUUUCUCAGGUGCGCUGAUCACUGAGUUUGGGCUUGCGGACAAUAUUACUCACUCCAUGGUGGAAGCCUAUCGCGAGGAUCCGUUCAUGUCUGAGAUCAUCCGCAGACUCGAGGGGAAGGACAAAGUGACUUCUGUCGAGUUUGAGUUGGUCAACGGCUUGCUGUUCCUUGAGAAGGCUGGGAAUAAACGUUUGUGUGUUCCUAAUAGGGAAUCUUUGCGUAGUUUAUUUUUAGGAGAAUGUCAUGAUGCCACCGGACAUUUUGGCUUUAAGAUGACUGCAGCCAAUCUGUUGCAGCGGUUUUGGUGGCCCACGAUGAUGAGAGAUGCGAAGUUGUACGUGGAGACUUGCCAGGUCUGUCAGAGGGACAAGCCACAUACCCAGGCUCCUCUUGGGCUCUUGAAGCCCCUUCCGAUUCCGGAAAGGCCUGGUGAGAGCCUGUCCAUGGACUUCAUGGAUACACUGGUCACCAGCAAGAGUGGUAUGUGCUACAUCUACGUCAUUGUGGAUAGGUUUAGUAAGUUUGCUAGAUUAGUUGCGAUGCCGGCAACAGCUAAAACGGAGUAUGUGAUUAAGAUGUUCAACGAGAAUUGGGUUAGAGACUUUGGAUUACCUAAGUCCAUAGUUAGUGACAGGGAUGUCAGAUUCACAAGUGAAUUGUGGAAAGCAGCAGCUGCAGAGCAAGGUACGCAACUGCAGAUGACAUCGGCAAUCAUCCUGAGGCAAACGGGCAGGCUGAACAAAUGAACCUCGCUGUACAACACCUGCUAAGGCACUACAUCAAGCCAAAUCAGGUAGAUUGGGAUGAGAAACUUGAUGUCAUCACAAGUUUGUACAAUAACGUUGUGCACAGCGCAACCGGAGUCGGUCCUAACAGCCUGCUACUGACCUUCAGACCCCGACUGCCUUUAGACUUUCUACUACCUGACAAUCAGCCAACCGUUGCACCUGGGACUUUAGAGUUUGCUUAUCGAUAUGAGCAGCUGAUGCAGCAGGCUGUUGAACAAAUGUACAAGGCACAG